CUUCAACUCCACGCCCUCCAAGCAAUAUACCCCAAGAUGACGAUGCCAGAGCCAACCGCCCCAGAUUUUGUAGAGGUGGAAUACUACUACUAUGGGAUUGUUCAGUGUCUAAGGCUUGUCGCACGCUUAAGCCUACACGCCUGGACCGAUCGACAGAAGCCUAAUGUUAAGAGAAACUAUUUUUAUCCGUCGCUGCCCUCUUCACUAUAUCCGAAAACACUUCACACAGUCGGAAGACACCCGUUAUUGCAUCAGCUAUGGAAUGAUGCCAGAUCUUCUCUCAGAAUACAAAUCUUGCAAGCUAUCAAUGGAAUAGAUUGGACUUCUGUUGAUUUUCUGCGUGUCGGCCACAACGGAGAAUAUCAAAUCACACUUAUGGUAGCUGUCAGGCCAGGCACACUCACUUGGAACCACGGGCAUCCCGUCGCUUUACGAUGCAAAUCCAUUUUGGACAAACACGGUAUUCAUGACGUGCCUUGCGAGAUACUAGAAGCAGAUCUUCACUUCCGCGCCGGGGGGGNGGGGGGGGAGCCGAAGAACUAUCCCAUCGUCGACUCUGAAGUCGAGACUGAUUCCGACCCAACAACGUUGCAGCUAUUUUCAGGGCCAGUCUCAACCAAAAACGAGGAUAAAUCGCAUAGACUCAAGGAUCUAACUGACAGACUUGGUGCCAACAUAGCCACGAGCCAGAUGAAUAAUGUACCUAUAUCUACCUUAACUUGUAGGCAUCUGAUGAUUGACUCUAAAACAGAGGGGACGCAAAAAUACCAAAAAUCUCAGCCCUUCAAGGAGGUCAUCCAAAUGGACCGGCGCACUUAUAUGAGCCAUCUCUGGAAUUUUGAGGAGGAAAGCGAGAGCGACAGCAAUUCUGGCCACGAGUCUUCUGAAGACGGCCAAACUCAUGCAGCUGCUUCACCUGCUGACUUUGGCGACAACGCUAUGGUUCUUGGACGCGCCAUGCGGUCCUUUAUAGACGCUUCAUCAAGAGUGUUUGGCCGACUCCUCUAUUCGCCGGAACUUACGGUCGCAUUUACGGUCGCAUCAGAUUAUUCCGGAUUUACAUGGCUGAGAGACUGGGCUUUAAUCGAAUUACUGCCAAAUAGUCACCAAGCUGCCCUCAGUUCAAUCCAGAAUAUCGUUUAUCUGGGGACGGAGAGCAGUAUUCGUGACUGCAUGCGUCGAAAUGGAGAGCAAUACCAGCGACGACUCAUGGAUCUACGGAAAUCAUUGAUCACAAAUGGCGAAUUGAAGCUCCAGAGAGUCGCAGUUCCUAUGGAAGAAAUCUUUAUCUCCCCAGAAUCUCAGGAUGUUCAUGAGUCAGGACUAUUGGUAGGCAAAUACGGAGCAAGCGGACAAUUGUCAUUCGGUCUUGGCAACACUUUGAAGUCCGUCGUUCGCCAUACCGAGAUGUCGGAAGGAGGCAGAGAAACAGAAUUAAUCAGUGAAGAAUGGGCGAUUAUCUCAACUACCAUGACACACUCCAAGCAUUGGGCAGAGAAUUAUCGCCAAGACUCUUUCUCACGGGUGGGUGAUUUUGGUUCGUGCAUUUGGGAUAUGCAAGGACGUCCUGCCGGAAUCAUAACGGCGGGCAGCAGCGGCUCCCAAUCCGCAAUCGAUGGGCACAUCACAUAUGUCCAGCCUCUGGAGCGCUUGCUGAAGGAUAUUAGAUUGGAUGGCUUUGAUGUAGAGCUUGUUUGA
Messenger RNA from Trichoderma harzianum CBS 226.95, 1698 nucleotides. RefSeq lists its product as hypothetical. Lineage: Eukaryota; Fungi; Ascomycota; Sordariomycetes; Hypocreales; Hypocreaceae. The record is from RefSeq and is a predicted model, not a curated record. Bases 37 to 1698 code for a protein of 553 amino acids. The transcript is spliced from 2 exons.